AUGUCGUCAAGUUAUCCGAUUCCAAAGCCAAGGACUCGCUUCAACGUAAGCUUUUGUUGUGGAUUCUUUACCGGACUUCUUACUCGACUCCAUUUCCCGUUUAAAAAUGGUUCUCUUAACGAAGUUAAUACUUCUAUUUCGGAAGAAAAGUUGCAAAAUAAUACUGUUGAACGCUUCGAUUUGCUUCCACCGCCUUUACCUCCACUUCUACCGCCUCGCCCACCUCCCACAACACCUGAAAUAAAGUUACCUACUGAAUCAACCUCCGAUCCUCCUCGCCUACCACAUUCUGGCCGAGAAAAUCACGAGAUUCCAGCGCUGGUACCUACUGUAUCUCCUCCUUUGCCAUGUUGUCCGAAAGGAUGGGAAAAAACGAGUCCGACAUACAUUGACAGCAAUUCGUAUGAGACUGUGAGGAGAUGCCACUCCACCAUGCCAGAUCCAACAUGCCGUCGUAUUGAUUUUAUAGAAAAUCCAAUCUACAUGUCUUUGGUUUCAUUCCGAAAAAAGGCAUUUGGCGACGUUGAGAAAAAAACCGAAAUGAAUGGUGAGCGCUCACAAACUCCGCUAGACACGGAAAUAUGUGGCCCAUCAAGAGGAGAUAAUGAAAGAAACAUCUUUUUGCUCAGUACUAAUGAUAUGGAGGAGAAUGAAGAUAUGCAGCACUCUUCUUCGGAUUUCUCAUGUUUUUCAGAUUCGUCUCACGGUGUGUUGGAAAAGACCAUACCUCCCACGAAAAGUGUUCUGUCAUCGCGUCCGGAAAAUUUCGAAGAUAGAAAUAGGAACAGUAUGAAUAAUAAGUGUGGAAUGGAUUCAAGCCUAUUAGACAAUCUUGAGAAAGUUGUCGAAAUAGCGGAAGACCCGAAAAAUAUUGAUGAGAUUGACAACCUGCAUGACGAGAAUUCUCCAAGUACCCAAUUCAGCAGUACCGCUGUCGCUUAUUUUGGUAACGUCUCACUUCAUAUCGGUAAAAGGGACAGAAGGAAGUCUGAGGAGUGCAUUGCUGGUCCAUUUUCCCUGCUGGAAUGUGAAUUAAUUUGCCGAGAUGAACAAAACAUAACUAUCAGGCUUAGUGAGAAGGAAACUGGCAAAUCUGUGAUAUUCACAUCUGACAGUGAUGCAGAGACAUGGACACUGUUACUGGGAGAAGUAGGAAUUCAUUGA
Molecule: messenger RNA, 1164 nt
Organism: Angiostrongylus costaricensis
Lineage: Eukaryota; Metazoa; Nematoda; Chromadorea; Rhabditida; Metastrongylidae
Source: the annotation of a GenBank genome assembly